CAGCGGGAGCGGCGGGAAAUUAUCGCGGCUCAGGAUGUCGGCUCAGGCCCGUCUGAAGCGGCUGGAGGAGCUGCUGCUGGAGCAGAAGGCAGAGGGCUGCCUGAGCGUGGAGACGCUGCUCGACCUCCUGCUCUGCCUGUUCACCGAGUGCUCCAGCUCUCCGCUGAAGAGGGAGAAGCACAUCACCGACUUCCUGGAGUGGGUGAAACCAUUCACCACAACGGUGAAGGACAUGCGGCUGCAUAGGGACGACUUUGAGAUGCUGAAGGUGAUUGGACGAGGAGCUUUUGGAGAGGUUGCCGUGGUGAAGAUGAAGCACACUGAGAGAGUUUACGCCAUGAAGAUUCUCAACAAGUGGGAGAUGUUAAAGAGAGCCGAGACGGCGUGUUUCCGUGAAGAGCGUGAUGUCCUGGUGAAAGGAGACAGUCAGUGGAUCACAAGUUUGCACUAUGCCUUCCAGGAUGACAACUACCUGUACCUGGUAAUGGAUUACUAUGUGGGCGGAGACCUGCUGACGCUGCUCAGUAAGUUUGAGGAUCGUCUUCCAGAGGACAUGGCCAAGUUCUACGCUGCAGAGAUGGUGCUCGCCAUCCAUUCCAUCCACCAGCAGCACUACAUCCACAGAGACAUUAAACCAGACAACGUCCUGCUGGACGUCAACGGACACAUCCGCCUCGCUGACUUUGGGUCCUGUCUCCGCAUGAUGGAGGACGGAACGGUCCAGUCCUCUGUGGCGGUGGGCACUCCGGACUACAUCUCCCCAGAGAUUCUGCAGGCGAUGGAGGACGGGAUGGGCCGCUAUGGACCGGAGUGUGACUGGUGGUCUCUGGGGGUCUGUAUGUACGAGAUGCUGUACGGAGAAACACCAUUCUACGCUGAGUCAUUGGUGGAAACCUACGGCAAGAUCAUGAACCAUGAGGAGCGUUUUCAGUUCCCCUCCCAUGUGGCCGACGUGUCCGAGGAUGCCAAGGAUCUGAUCCAGCGGCUGCUGUGCUCCAGGGAACGUCGGCUCGGCCUCAAUGGGAUCUCUGACUUCAAGAGCCACCCGUUCUUCAGCGGGAUCGACUGGGACAACAUCCGGUCUGCAGAGGCCCCCUACAUCCCGGACGUGUCCUCACCCACUGACACCUCCAAUUUUGACGUGGAUGACGACGUCCUCAAGAACCCAGACAUCUGCCCUCCAGUGUCUCACACUGGUUUUACUGGUCAGCACCUUCCCUUUGUCGGCUUCACCUACACCACCGACAGCUGUUUCUCUGACCGCAGCACCAUCGGCUUGGCGGGACUUAGCCUCCGGCAGGAAGAGAGGCAUGGAGGAGGAGCAGGGCAGGAGGUGGAGGCGUUUGAGAAGACAAUCCGCCGACUGGAGCAGGAGAAGCAGGAGCUGAACCGUAAACUGCAGGAGUCGACUCAGGCCCUGCAGGCUCCGGCUCGUGGAGGAACUAUGACCCGAGACAAAGAGAUCAAGAAGCUGAAUGAGGAGAUCGAACGGCUCAAGAAGAAGUUGGCAGACUCUGAUAGGCUGGAGCACCAGCUGGAGGAGGCGGUCACACUCAGACAGGACUAUGAGAGCUCCGCCUCCAAACUGAAGACCCUGGAGAAGCAGGUGAAGACCUUGAGACAGGAGAAGGAUGACGUCAACAAGCAGCUGUCUGAGUCUCUGGAGCGUCUGAGGAGCCAGACGAAGGAGCUGAAGGAGGCGCACACUCAGAGGAAGCUGACCCUGCAGGAGUUCUCUGAGCUGUCGGAGAAAAUGGCUGAGCUCCGCUCCUGUAAGCAGCGUCUGUCCCGCCAGCUUCGCGACAAGGAGGAGGAGAUGGACGGACUCCUACAGAAAUUGGAUGCCAUGAGAAAGGACAUUCGCAAGACUGAAAAGACCCGUAAGGAGCUGGAGGCUCAGCUGGACGAUGCGAAGGCAGAGGCGUCGAAGGAGAGGAAGCUGAGGGAGCACAGCGAAGUUUACUCCAAACAGCUGGAGACGGAGCUGCAGAGCCUCAAGUCUCAGCAGGGUCAGGGAGCAGCAGCGGGGACAGAGUCUCAGCAGGAGCUGUCCCGUCUGAAGGCAGAGCUCGAUAAGAAGGUCCGGUUCUAUGAGGAGGAGCUGCUGAGGCGCGACUCCGCCCACUCCUCCGAGAUCAAAAACCUUUGCAAAGACCUACAGGAGUUCGAAGUUGCACAGCUCGCCACCAACAAGGAGCUGGUCCAGGUCCAAGGCAAGCUGGACAAGGCUAAGAGGGACAGACAAACGGAGAUAGACGAGGCUGUUGCUGCUCUGAAGGAGAAAUAUGAACGAGAGAAAAACCUGCUGACAGAAGAAAACCGUAAACUGACAGCAGAGACUGACAAGUUGUGUUCGUUUGUCGAUAAACUGACCGCUCAGAAUCGACAGCUGGAGGACGAGCUUCAGGACGUGUCAUCUAAGAAGGAGAGUGUGGCUCACUGGGAGGCUCAGAUCGCAGAGAUUAUCCAGUGGGUGAGCGAUGAGAAGGAUGCUCGAGGCUACCUGCAGGCUCUGGCCACCAAGAUGACGGAAGAGCUGGAAACAAUGCGCAGCUCCAGCCUGGUACCCAGACCUCUGGACCCCCUGUGGAAGGUGCGUCGCAGUCAGAAGUUGGAUAUGUCGGCUCGGCUGGAGCUGCAGUCGGCUCUGGACGCAGAGAUCAGAGCCAAACAGCUGGUUCAGGAGGAGCUGCGCAAAGUCAAAGCUGCCAACAUCAGUCUGGAGAGUAAGUUGAAGGAGUCAGAGGAAAGGAGCAGGGAGAUGGGGGAGCAGGUGGACAAUCUGAAGAAGGAGAUGGAGGAGAGCCGAUCCCACUCUGACAAAGGUCUGAAGCUUCCAGACUUCCAGGACUCCAUCUUUGAGUAUUUCAACACCUCCCCCCUUGCUUCAGACCUCACCUUCAGAACCCCAGACAUAGACUCCGCCCUCCAGGAAUCAGAGACCAUACCCUUCUCACCCUCCACCACCUUCGAAUUCAAGGAAGAUCAAGUCGCACCAGUCCCUGCAAGUCCCUCCCCCACCCCCAAGGGCUCAGCCCUGACUACACCACAGCCGAGAGCUCACCAGCUGAGCAUCAAGACGUUCUCCAGUCCGACUCAGUGCACUCACUGCACCUCGCUGAUGGUGGGACUCAUCAGACAAGGAUAUGCCUGCGAAGUGUGCUCCUUCAUCUGCCAUGUGUCCUGUAAAGACCACGCCCCCUUGGUCUGUCCGAUCCCAGCAGAGCAGGCCAAGAGGCCACAGGGCAUUGACGUCCAGAGGGGCAUUGGAACCGCCUACAGGGGCUACGUCAGGAUCCCGAAGCCCAGUGGGGUGAAGAAGGGCUGGCAGCGAGCGUUUGCUGUGGUGUCUGACUGUAAACUGUUUCUCUACGACAUCCCAGAGGGAAAGUCCACACAGCCAGGGGUGGUCGCCAGUCUGGUCCUCGACCUCAGAGAUGAGGAGUUUUCUGUCAGCUCUGUCUUGGCAUCAGAUGUGAUCCACGCCACCAGGAAGGACAUCCCCUGUAUCUUCAGGGUGGCAUCAUCGCAGCUGAUCUCGCAGCUCUCCUCUGUCUCUCUGCUGGUCCUGGCGGAGAGCGAGGUGGAGAAGAGGAAGUGGGUUCGGAUCCUGGAAGGUCUGCGGAUCAUCCUGGCCAAGAAUCUGCUGAAGAGCCAGCAGGUGCAUGUUCUGCAUGAGGCCUACGACCCUUCACUCCCCAUCAUCAAGACCACACUGUCUGCCGCAGUGCUUGACCGGGAGAGGAUUGUCCUGGGAACAGAAGAUGGACUCUUUGUGGUUGAGGUCACCAGAGAUGUGAUCCUGCGAGCAGUUGACAGUAAGAAAGUUUAUCAGGUCGACUUGAUCCCGAAGGAGAAAAUCAUCGCUCUGCUUUGCGGUCGAAACCGGCAUGUUCAUCUUCACCCCUGGGGGGUCCUGGAGGGCGCAGAGGCUGCCUUUGAUAUCAAGCUGACAGAAACCAAAGGCUGCCAGGCUUUGGUCACAGGGGUACUCCGACCUGGAGGCCCCGCCUGCCUGCUGGCUGCCAUUAAACGCCAGGUUCAGUGCUACGAGAUCACUCGAGCAAAGCCCCACAAUAAGAAGCUGUGGGAGGUUCAGGCUCCAGCUGUUGUGCAGUGGUUGGGUAUGGUGAGGGAGCGGCUCUGUGUUGGGUAUCCUUCGGGCUUCGCUCUGUUGGCCCUGCAGGGGGAGUCAUCUCCCAUCAGCCUGGUGAACCCUGCCGACCCGUCCCUGGCCUUCUUGGCCCAGCAGCCGCUGGACGCUUUGCACGCCCUGGAGGUUGGAACCAAUGAGCUGCUGCUCUGCUUCAGCCAGCUUGGCAUCUACGUGGAUGGUCAGGGCCGUCGGUCUCGGACCCAGGAGCUGAUGUGGCCCGCUUCACCACUCGCAUGCAGCUCUAACUCGUCACACCUGACGGUCUACAGUGAAUACGGAGUUGAUGUUUUUGAUAUUCUCACCACAGAGUGGGUUCAGACCAUCUCCCUUCGAAAGAUCAGACCUCUGAAUAUUGAAGGGACGUUAAAUCUGCUGAGUUCAGAACCUCCUCAUCUGAUUUACUUCAGUAACACCUCAUCAGAGGGAGACCUCACCAUCCCAGAGAUGUCGGAGCACAGCAGGAAGUCAAUGGUUCGAACUCGCAGCAAGAGGAAGUUCCUUUUCAAAGUUCCUGAGGGGGAGCGACUUCAGCAGAGGAGGGAGAUGCUGCGAGAUCCGGAGCUGAGGUCCAAGAUGAUUUCAAACCCGACAAACUUCAACCACGUGGCUCACAUGGGACCAGGAGACGGGAUGCAGGUCCUCAUGGACCUCCCUCUGAGUGUGAUGCCCUCCUCUCAGGAUGAUGCUAUUAAAGAUAAGCCCCGCCCCCUGUCCACUAUCUCCCGGCAACAGAAAUCCAAGACACACAUCACCCGUACAGCUUCAGAUUUUGGAGGAGGAGCCUCGUCCCGCAGUAUUAACGAACCAGACCAGGACCUGGACCGAGAGCGGGACUCGGACUCCACCAAACAUUCGACCCCCUCCAACAGCUCCAACCCUAGCAGCCCUCCCAGCCCCAACUCCCCCCACCGCAGCCAGCUCACCCUGGACGGCCUGGACUCUGAUCCCUGAGGCCCCAUCUGAGGGAGGAGUGAAUGAACUAAUCAGGCUGCGGAGUUUAGAUUUUACAUUGAUGAUUUUAUUGUGGCGGGGCAAGACAUCUUAUGCUGCUUUUAUUUUGGUGGAUUUACCUGCUGGGAAGCUGUGCCCCUGGUUUUUAACCCCACCCCUACUGACAGCGACUGUGUGCUGUGACCUUUAUUCUGAUUGACUAUGUGGGACCAGUCACCACCUCUUCUUUUUCUUUGUUCAGCCACUUCCUGUUGAGUUUUAGCAAGCCGUUAGCCAUUGAGUUAACUGUGGCUAACUCCUUUGACAAACAGGAGGUCUCACUCUGAUAGAAAUACACUGUAUGAUUUAAUUUUAAAGUUUUGUCAAAGUUGCACAUUGUCAUCAUCUUUGUUGUUGUAGGAGAAAAAUAAUCUGAUUUUGUGUCCGUGAUGAUCUUUCCUGCCUACCCCACCACCACCGCCAAAAAAAAAAAGACCUCUGAGCUCAGGUGGAGUCAGGUGAGGGGGGUCACACCUGAACACUACUGCUUUGUUUCUUCCAAAAUCACCAGUUAAUGAAUCUUUGUAAUUAUAAACCUAUUAGCAGCCAAACAGAAAUGCAAUAAAAGAAUCUGAAGACAA
Molecule: messenger RNA, 5727 nt
Organism: Monopterus albus (swamp eel)
Lineage: Eukaryota; Metazoa; Chordata; Actinopteri; Synbranchiformes; Synbranchidae
Gene: cdc42bpb
Product: CDC42 binding protein kinase beta (DMPK-like)
Exons: 37
Coding region: 35-5107 (1690 amino acids)
Biological process (GO): peptidyl-threonine phosphorylation; actomyosin structure organization
Cellular component (GO): cytoskeleton; cytoplasm
Molecular function (GO): ATP binding; protein serine/threonine kinase activity
Source: RefSeq, a predicted model, not a curated record